CUGGUAUCAAAACUCAUUCCCAAUCCAAACGACAGAUAGAAGAAUUAUGUCAUCAAGAGGAAACCGACACACACUGACUGUACGUCAUAUCCAACAGGAAGAUUUCGGAAACUACAGUUGUGUUGCUGAUAACUCACUUGGACGAUCUCGAAAAUACAUGGAACUAUCCGGUCGUCCAGGACCAGCUGAAUUCUAUUCUCCCAAAUGGGGAAGAUCUUCGGACAGUUACAAUCUCACAUGGAAAAUCGACAGCUACCCACCCUUGGAGGAGGUCCGUCUUCUGUACCGUCGAGUGAUGAUGAAUGACACGUUUCAACAGCCAGGACGAUGGCAUGACUUUAUCCUUACGCCCGAGCACAGACCAGCAUCAGAACCAUUGACACACAUCAUGUCCUAUACAAUAAAGAAUCUUCAUCCGGGCGCGUAUUAUGAAGCGAUUGUUCAGGCUAAAAACAGAUAUGGAUGGAAUGAGGUCAGUGAUAUUUUCCAGUUCAUUGUUGCCAACAACAACGUCGAACUACCACCCGAAGAUGCCGAAGUUGUUGCUAGUUCAAAAUCCCGCAGCAACUCUUCAUCCCAAUUGUGCAUUCAUCAAACGAUUAUUUUUAUAAUAUCGUUUGCAUUUACGAUGUUACUUUUACGAACGAAUCAUUUUCGUGUGGGAUAAUUUAAUUUUUAAAUUGAUCUUAUGUUACAUUUAUUUUAAUUACUUUUUCAAACUAAAAAUAUUUUUAAUUUUCCUUCGAACCAAAAACAAAGAACUAAUGUAACAAAAUAUAUUAUUAACAAAAAUAAACAAAAAACGUAAAUAUUUUUCUUCAGAUGCAUAAUCAUUAAAAUAAAUGAGAAAGAAAAACAAAAACAAUUAUGAUAUAGAUUGUAUUGAAAAUAUACUUAGGUAGUUUAUGUUAGAUCUAUGUACGUAGAUUUAAGAAAACGGCAUAACCAUAAUUAAAAUAGAACAACAAAAAUCAUAAAUGCAAAGAAAUUCAAGGAUUUUAUUACUUAUUUUUCUUCUUUUUAUUUAACAAAUUAAAAGGAAAUAAGUAAUUUUAGCCUUAACAAAUUAUAUUAUGAAAAACCUUAAGAAAAAUUCAAUGACAUAUAAAAUACAUUUUCUAUUUAAAUGAAAAAUAAAAAUCUCAAAACCAAAAACAACGUAUUUUGUAGUUUUUAAAUCUUGAAUAAUUUUUCUGUUGCAAUUGCUAAUUUAAAAAAUACAAACAAAAAACAAAAGAAAUAAAAUAUGAAUUUGCUUUAAUCUUACACAAAAAAAUGAAAACCAUAAACUUACACGAAAAACUAUCUUAAAAGUUUGAUUUCAAGAAACCAAUUGAAUUACUAUAUUGUACAUACAUCGACCACUACGUAAUUUAUAUAAAUAUUAAAUUUAACACUUAACAUUUUAUUAUUUUGUUUUUCUGUAAAUAAACGCAUUUUAAAUUUAAAUUCUAAGAUUUUAAUUAUGUUUCACAAAAAUAAAACGCAAUAUACCACCAACAUUAAAAGUCGUUCGUUAUAAGCUAAAUUAUAUAAAUAUAUAAAAUUCAAAUAUCAAAAUGAUUGAAUUAAUAUAUUAUGAUUAUAACAUAACAUAACAUGACAUAUAAAGAGGGCCUGAAGUAAAACAUUGGUAUUUAAUUGAAUUUUUCAUAAAUUAAAAAAUUAUUAAAAUAACAAGUCACAGUCAAUUUAAAUACUUCUUGGAAAAUGCAGAAAUUAAAAUUCCCCCUCCGAAUUCGUUACAACAAAAAAAGAAAACCUGUAAAUUAUUUAACUAAAGAAAAACACAACUGAAAACAUUUAAAAAAAACAUAAAGUUAUCUAUACAUGAAAAAACACUUUACUGCAUUUUUGUUCACAACUUAAAAAUUUUGUUUUUUUAUUAAUUUUGUAAAUAAAUAAAAUUAGUAAAGUUAUAAGAAACAAAAAAAAAUUAAAAUUAAUAUUUAGUACA
Molecule: messenger RNA, 1957 nt
Organism: Eupeodes corollae
Lineage: Eukaryota; Metazoa; Arthropoda; Insecta; Diptera; Syrphidae
Exons: 4
Coding region: 47-667 (206 amino acids)
Biological process (GO): homophilic cell-cell adhesion; synapse organization
Cellular component (GO): axon; neuronal cell body; plasma membrane
Molecular function (GO): axon guidance receptor activity; protein binding
Source: RefSeq, a predicted model, not a curated record